GGCGGUCCGCGCCAAGGGUGCUGAAAACCCUGCGCGCGAACGACGGUCUCCGGGCGCGCGCUCGAGGCAGCCCGACGCUCCCCUAGUUCGCGAGCCUGGCGUGCGCUGCCCCGCGGCCCGGAGCGCGCGCCUCUCCGACUCCAGCUUCCCCGGCCAGGCUUACUAUGGCUCCCGACCCGGUGCCGACCCCUGUCCCGGCUUCCGCCCAGCUCCGCCAAACGCGCUACUUUACUUGGGAGGAGGUGGCGCAGCGCUCCGGGCGGGAGAAGGAGCGAUGGCUCGUGAUCGACCGGAAGGUGUACAACAUCAGCGACUUCAGCCGCCGCCACCCGGGGGGCUCCCGGGUCAUCAGCCACUACGCGGGUCAGGAUGCCACGGAUCCUUUUGUGGCAUUCCACAUCAACAAGGGCCUUGUGCGAAAGUAUAUGAACUCUCUUCUGAUUGGAGAGCUGGCUCCGGAGCAACCCAGCUUUGAACCCACCAAGAAUAAAGCGCUAACUGAUGAAUUCCGGGAGCUGCGGGCCACAGUGGAGCGAAUGGGCCUCAUGAAGGCCAACCACCUCUUCUUCCUGGUCUACCUGCUACAUAUCCUGCUGCUGGAUGUGGCUGCCUGGCUCACUCUUUGGAUCUUUGGAACGUCCCUGGUGCCCUUCAUCCUCUGUGCAGUCCUGCUCAGUACAGUUCAGGCCCAGGCAGGUUGGCUACAGCAUGACUUUGGGCACCUGUCAGUCUUUGGCACCUCAACAUGGAAUCACCUGCUACAUCAUUUUGUGAUUGGCCACCUGAAGGGGGCCCCCGCCAGCUGGUGGAACCACAUGCAUUUCCAGCACCAUGCCAAGCCUAACUGCUUCCGCAAGGACCCCGAUAUCAACAUGCACCCCCUCUUCUUCGCCCUGGGGAAGGUCCUUUCUGUGGAGCUUGGAAGAGAAAAGAAGAAGCACAUGCCUUACAACCAUCAGCACAAGUACUUCUUCCUCAUCGGACCCCCAGCCUUGCUGCCUCUCUACUUCCAGUGGUAUAUUUUCUAUUUUGUGGUUCAGCGGAAGAAAUGGGUGGACCUGGCCUGGAUGCUCAGCUUCUAUGCCCGCGUCUUCUUCACUUACAUGCCCCUCCUGGGGUUCAAAGGCUUCCUGGGCCUUUUCUUCAUUGUCAGGUUCCUGGAAAGCAACUGGUUUGUGUGGGUGACACAGAUGAACCAUAUCCCCAUGCACAUCGAUCACGACCGGAAUGUGGACUGGGUCUCCACCCAGCUGCAGGCAACCUGCAACGUUCACCAAUCAGCCUUCAACAACUGGUUCAGUGGCCACCUCAAUUUCCAGAUUGAACACCACCUCUUCCCCACCAUGCCACGGCACAACUACCACAAGGUGGCACCCCUAGUGCAAUCCCUGUGCGCCAAGUAUGGCAUCAAGUAUGAGUCCAAGCCCCUGCUCACAGCCUUCGCGGACAUUGUUUACUCCCUGAAGGAGUCAGGGCAGCUCUGGUUGGAGGCUUACCUUCACCAAUAGCAGCAGCAGACCUCCAUCUGGAGAAGGAAGAGGACCUGGAGCCAAAGCGGGAGCUGGAGGGACAAUGCCACUAUAAGUCUAAUGUUUAAAAGGUUAGGGAACAUAGAUAUUCGUACUCACAUCUGCGGACCCCCCCCCCCACUUGCCUUCUGGGUACCAAACUUGAAGGAGGGGAGAGCUGUUGGGGCAGGAAUUCAAAGCUGUUGUUUCUUCUACUUUGGCAGGGGCCAAUGGUGACACCUACAAAGCUCUGUAUGAAGUAGGGACCCCACACUAGAUAACCCCUCUUGUAAAGUAUAAGCCCAUCUAACUGGGCUAUCUGGCUCUCCACCCUCCUUGUUAGUCUCUGAGGAACAGUAGGACUCCUUCGAACAUGAUUUAGAAAGAGGGCAUUCAUGCAGAGAAUUCUGAGGCCUGGCACAACUCCCUGCCCAGGAGCGCAGCUUGCUGCUGAGAGCUGGGUGUGACCGUGUCUGCCUCUGGCUCCUGGGAGAAGCUGUUUUUCAGUUUCAGAAGCAGGCAGGACAAAGGCCAGAUCUGUGGUUUGGGAGGCAUUUGGCCCUGGAAGAUCCUGGCACACGCAAUUCUUGAGUCUCAUUCCAUCCAGGUUCCAGAGAGAAUAUUAGAUCUUAACUCUUGACAAAAUGGACGGCAGAUACUGGCCUUUGAAACUCUGUUGAUUCAUCUCUUCUAAUCAGUCCCCAAGGAGAACAUAAACAAAGACUUUCCUCCUACUGAACAAGACUCCCAUCGUUUCCUUUUGCUCCCCAGCCUGUAAUUCUAAGUUCAACAAAACAGUCAUCAACAAAAGUGAUUGAGGCUUCCACCAGAGUGCCAGGGCUCUGUGCAGACCCAGAAUCCCUGUUCCCUAUGUCACGUUCCAGCAUUGUAUAGCACAGUUCCAUGUCACAAACAGGAAGGUUAGAAACACUGAGGUCUGUGAACAUCACUGCUGCAGCGAGGCAGCUCCUCUGUCUACUCGUUCAAGUGUCUUACUCUACUGGAUGCCAGAUAGAAAUUUAGGGUAACUUCUGACAACGCGUGUCAGUCUAACAAUAAAAUAGAGUUUUAUAAUCUGGUUGGUAAAAGAUAUGUGCCGGAGAACAUAGGAACAUGCCCGGAGAGACCUAACCUGUAUGUCCACUUUCAUCCUCUUGUUCCCCAUACCCAUGGGCAUUAUUUCGUUGUCUGCUCAAGAGAUUCUACUGGAAGCAUGCUGAUCACCUGUCUGGGAAGAGAAAACCUCAAGAAGGCAAAGCACAGCACGUGUUUGUGGAGAAAUGGCAGAUGGUCAAGAUGAGAGUGUUAAGGGAUGUUGGAGUAUGGUGUAGAGACAGGCAGGUUGUAGAAAAGCACAGAUCUUUCCCAGUGGUUGGCCCUGCUUGAAAACCUGUUUGAAACAGGCUGCGUAGGAAAAAAAAAAAUUAAGAUUAAAGAGUGCUACCUUUAUUAACUCCUUCUCUCCAGAAUAGGUGCAGAUCCCUCCCCGUGCCCAUUCCCUGCCACCUGGGGUAUGGAGGUGGCACUGCCAGUCUGUCUAACCCACUGAUUUUGAGCCUUCAGCUGCCAGUCUGGGCAAAUACCAGUGAGCUCUGUUGUACCAAGACCAGGUCUUCAGAGCAUCUGAACCACUGUGGCCUUCUCUCCUCAGCCUUCACUGUGGCUUUUGCAUAGCCACAGGGGACAUCGAGUGACAAGCCUCAGAAUGUUACACAGGUAAAGUGAGGCAUCUCAAAUCCACUGACAGAUAAGAAAACAGGGUUAGAGGGAAAGUCACCUCUGCUCAUGUAGAUAGUGGCAGAAUAUCCGAACUUAACUCUAGCUUCCAAGUCUGUCUUUAUUACCUUCAUCUUCCUACUUCCUGUCCACCGGCAUUUCACUUAAUUGAGUCUAAUGUCAGUAUCUGUGUGUGCCAACAUUGUUACCACAUCCUGAUGAAGCUAAAAAAUAAAAUUUAAUUUGGACCGAAA
Molecule: messenger RNA, 3478 nt
Organism: Mus pahari (shrew mouse)
Lineage: Eukaryota; Metazoa; Chordata; Mammalia; Rodentia; Muridae
Gene: Fads1
Product: fatty acid desaturase 1
Exons: 12
Coding region: 165-1508 (447 amino acids)
Biological process (GO): lipid metabolic process
Cellular component (GO): membrane
Molecular function (GO): oxidoreductase activity, acting on paired donors, with oxidation of a pair of donors resulting in the reduction of molecular oxygen to two molecules of water
Source: RefSeq, a predicted model, not a curated record